CGCAAUUUACCAUAAAAAUUAUAAUUUAUUUAUCACUUUUAAGAAAGCUUGCGAACUUUUAAAUUCCAAUUAGCCAUCAAGUAUGAAUUUUCUUAUAUGUACAUCCCCGCGGUGUCAAAUUUAACAAAAUCUUAUAAAUUAUGUGGAACACUCUCAUGUUAGUAUUCGUUUUACCCAUUCGAGUUCCACUUUUUAAAACAAGAUGAUCAUAAAAUGUGUCUCUUUAUUUGUAACUAUAUCAAAUUAUGAUACAUUAGAAACUGCAUUUUUGCACAAAAUAAACAAAUAAAAAGAAAAUGGUUGAGUUGAAACUUGAUGAGAAAAAGAUUCCAGAAUUCCGAUUAAUCUUCUAAAAAAACUCAUAUAAUUAUACUCAAAAUAAAUAAAUAAUUGAAUUUUAAUUAUUUGUUAAAUAUGUUUAUUAAAAGAAUUGGGUAUUUUGAUAACUUUUAAUUUCGGUAGGGUUUUGACACGAAUAACUAGACAAUCUGAGGGGUUAAUUGUAAUUAACCAACCCUUAGAUACCCUUUAUAAAGAAUGUAUUCAAAUUCUUCGCAUGAAUUUGAGUCCUAAUAGAAGAGGUGCGGCAGCCUCAAUUUCUUGGGCAUCAAGAGAUGGAUGCAUGAUCAUAUUUUUCCUAAUAUAAAUGUACAAAUUAAAUUACCUAAAAUUGAUUCCAACUAAAAUCAAUCAAUUCCAUGGCGGAAAACCAGGCGGCGGCGAGCAGUAGUGCGACGGUGGCGACGACGUUGGGGAACUCGGUGAUACCGUUGGUGAACAAGCUGCAGGAUAUUUUCGCGCAGCUAGGGAGUGAGUCAACGAUCGAGUUGCCGCAGGUGGCCGUCGUCGGCAGCCAGAGCAGCGGUAAAUCGAGUGUGCUGGAGGCGCUCGUUGGGCGUGAUUUUCUGCCACGUGGCAACGGCAUCUGCACGCGCCGUCCGCUAGUGCUGCAGCUAGAGCAGAGGAAGGGGAAGGCUGAUGGAAGGGAUCAGGAGUGGGGGGAGUUCCUGCAUUUGCCGGGGAGGAAAUUUUUCGAUUUCGAUGAAAUCCGGAAGGAGAUUCAGGCCGAAACAGAUAGAGAAGCUGGAGGAAACAAAGGUGUUUCAGACAAACAGAUACGAUUGAAAAUAUUUUCGCCAAAUGUUCUCGACAUUACGCUUGUGGAUCUGCCAGGCCUAACAAAAGUGCCUGUUGGUGAUCAGCCAUCUGAUAUUGAAGCACGCAUUAGAACAAUGAUAAUGUCAUAUAUUAAACGUCAAAGCUGCCUGAUUAUUGCUGUCACGCCAGCAAAUUCUGAUCUGGCUAACUCAGAUGCUCUUCAGAUGGCUGGAAUUGCCGAUCCGAAUGGUCAUAGAACAAUUGGUGUAAUUACUAAGUUGGAUAUUAUGGAUAGAGGUACUGAUGCCCGGAACUUUCUGCUUGGAAAAGUUAUUCCUCUACGCCUUGGCUAUGUCGGUGUUGUCAAUCGCUGUCAAGAGGAUAUUCUGAGGAGUAAGAGCAUCAAAGACGCACUUAUAGCAGAGGAGAAGUUCUUUAGCAGUCUCCGAGUAUACAACGAUCUUGCUGAGCAUUGUGGAGUUCCACAGUUAGCCAAGAAGUUGAACCAGAUCCUGGUACAACAUAUUAAGACAGUUCUUCCGGGGUUGAAGUUACGGAUUGGCGAGGCGCUGGCUUCUGUUGCGAAGGAGCAUGCUAGCUAUGGAGAAAUUACUGAAUCAAAGGCUAGCCAGGUGGCGUUAUUACUUAACAUUCUCUCUAAGUACUCUGAAGCAUUCUGUUCAACGAUAGAAGGAAAAAAUGAAACGAUGUCAACAACUGAGCUAUCUGGUGGAGCAAGAAUCAAUUACAUUUUCCAAAAUAUUUUUGUAAAGAGCUUGGAGGAUGUUGAUCCUUGUGAGGAUUUGACUGAUGAUGAUAUCCGCCUUGCCAUUAAAAAUGCAGCCGGUCUGAAGUCGGCAAUGUUUGUGCCAGAGGUGCCUUUUGAAGUUCUUGUCAGAAGACAAAUAGCACGUUUAUUGGAUCCAAGUCUCCAGUGUGCUAGAUUUAUCUAUGAUGACCUAAUCAAGAUGAGCCGUCGCUGUAUGGUUAGUGAGCUCGAACGGUUUCCGGCCCUACGAAAACGCAUGGAUGAGGUCGUUGGGAUUUUUUUACGACAAGGUCUUGAGCCAGCAGAGACAAUGAUAGGACAUAUUGUUGAAAUGGAGAUGGAUUUCAUAAACACUGCCCAUCCAAAUUUUGUUGGUGGGAGUAAAGCCGUAGAAAUGGCAGUACAACAGAUCAAAUCGGAUGGUAUUGCUGCACCUAUCGCGAGUAAGAAGGAUACAGGAGAUCCACAGAAACUACUUAACACGACGAGAAGCUUAAAGUCCCAAACUAUACCUGGCAUGCAAAUUAAUGGAAUUUUUCCAGAGCAAGGUGUCCGACCUGUUGUGGAUGUUCCGAAAACUGCACUAGCUGUCAACAGAGUUGGUUCAGCUUGGGGAAUACCUUCAAUUUUUGGCAAACAUCAUGACAAAUGCACGUCGGUUGGAGAGUGUUCCACUAGCCAAGUGUUUAACGAACCUGUUCAUAACCCGGAGCGAGGUUUUUCAAAUAUGAUUCGUUUGAGACAGCCUCCUAGCGUACUGAAGCCGUCGGAAACCCAUUCAGAUCAAGAGGCUAUCGAGAUUACUGUUACGAAGCUGUUAUUGACGUCGUACUAUGAUAUUGUACGGAAGAAAAUUGAGGAUUCUGUACCGAAAGCAAUUAUGCAUUUCCUGGUGAACCGUACCAAGCGAGAGCUCCAUAAUGUUUUUAUCCAAAAACUUUACAGAGACAACUUGUUGGAAGAGAUUUUGCAGGAACCAGAGGAGAUCUCCAUUAAGAGGAAGCGUACAACGAAUACACUUCGUAUCCUCGAGGAAGCUUUACGUACUCUUGAUGAAUUUCCGGUUGAAGUUGGGACUGUUGAGGGAGGAUACAGAUUGAGUACUGACCCUACAGGCCUGCCAGAGAUCCACAGGCUUCCAUUUCCUGCAAGAUAGUUAUUUUUUA
Molecule: messenger RNA, 3033 nt
Organism: Erythranthe guttata (spotted monkey flower)
Lineage: Eukaryota; Viridiplantae; Streptophyta; Magnoliopsida; Lamiales; Phrymaceae
Product: dynamin-related protein 3A
Cellular component (GO): microtubule; cytoplasm; membrane
Molecular function (GO): GTPase activity; GTP binding; microtubule binding
Source: RefSeq, a predicted model, not a curated record